This is a messenger RNA of Mugil cephalus (flathead mullet), 4002 nucleotides long. RefSeq names its product membrane bound O-acyltransferase domain containing 1 (gene mboat1). The record is from RefSeq and is a predicted model, not a curated record. Bases 256 to 1803 code for a protein of 515 amino acids. NCBI's taxonomy places the organism in Eukaryota, Metazoa, Chordata, Actinopteri, Mugiliformes, Mugilidae. The transcript is spliced from 13 exons. Gene Ontology annotation, molecular function: acyltransferase activity. Gene Ontology annotation, biological process: lipid modification. Gene Ontology annotation, cellular component: membrane.
UAGCCUUGACCAGCCAGAGGAGGCGGAGGAGGAGAAGCCGAAGACGAAGGACGGUGGUGGAAGAGGAGGUGGUUCAUCAUCCUGCUCUGAUCUGAUCUGUGAACUGGUUUGACUUGUCAUGCGCUCUCUCGGGAAUACUGUGUGCUCCGGCCCCAGAAAGUAGCUUGCAGUCAACUUUAAAAAAAAAAAAAAAAAAAAAGAUAAGAGGCUAAAAGACCAGAAGGACUGUCAUCGCGAUAGGAGAAGCUACCCGGGAUGGGCGAACCGGCGGACUCUACGUUUAAAACCACUGGAUCCAAGUGGCUGCUGCCUGUCAGCGAAUACUUUAGCUUCCCUCUUGAUCAGGUGAAUUUUCUGGCGUGCCAGCUCUUUGCCUUGGCUGCUGCCUUCUGGUUUCGUCUGUACCUCGGCCCUGGCCAUGCCAACCCCCUGGUCAGGCACGCUGUCGCCACUCUCCUGGGCAUUUCCUUCCUCAUCUUCUGCUUUGGAUGGUAUGCGGUUCAUAUCCUGACCGUGGUGGCUGUGAACUACCUGAUCAUCAUCAAAGCCGACAUCGACAAUGUACACAGGUAUACCAUGGUGAUAGCUAUGGGCUAUCUGACGGCGUGCCAAGUGAGCCGUGUCUUCAUCUUCAACUAUGGAAUUCUUUCCACCGACUUCUCUGGGCCUUUGAUGAUAGUCACCCAGAAGAUCACCACACUGGCUUUCCAGCUCCACGACGGUAUGUGUAAGAAAGCUGAGCACCUGACAUCGGAGCAGAAGCUAGUGGCUAUAAAUGUGAGGCCGUCUCUCAUCGAGUACCUGAGUUACAACCUGAACUUCCUGAGUGUGUUGGUGGGGCCGUGCAAUAACUUUCAAGACUACAUAGACUUCAUAGAAGGAAGACACAUCAGCAGGAGGCUCAGGCAGCACGCUGGGACAUGUAACGGGCAGAAUGGCUACGAUAAAUCACCGGACCCAUCGCCAUUGAAUGCUGUCUGUCGAAAGCUGGUGGUCUGCAGCGGCUGUAUGCUGUUCUUCCUCACAGUGACACGGUCCCUGCCGAUAAAGUACAACGUUGACCAGGACUUCGUCAGCCGUGCCCCCUUCCUCACCAGACUCACUUAUGCUUUCUUCUCCAUACAAGCUGCCAGGCCCAAAUUCUAUUUUGCCUGGACACUUGCUGACGCAAUCAACAACGCUGCAGGUUAUGGUUUCCUGGGGAUAGAUAAGAACGGAAAGCCGUCCUGGGACCUCAACUGCAACAUCAACAUUAUCGGGAUUGAGACAGCAACAAGCUUCAAGACCUUCAUAGACAACUGGAAUAUUCAAACAGGAACUUGGCUGAAAACGGUGUGUUAUGAGCGAGCCCCAAAGCACAGGCUGCCGUUGACCUUUAUUCUGUCUGCCUUGUGGCACGGUGUUUAUCCAGGCUACUAUUUCACUUUCAUCACCGCCAUCCCAAUCACCAUGGCAGCACGAGCUGUACGAAAGUCUGUCCGCCACUUCUUCCUGGGCUCCAUAGCCCUGAAACUGGGCUACGACAUCUUAACGUGGGCUGCCACCCAGCUCGCCAUCUGCUACACUGUCAUGCCCUUUCUACUUCUUUCAGUAGACGAAACUAUGGUUUAUUACAGGUCUAUGUUCUUCUAUGUGCACAUCAUCAGCAUUCUGGCUGCAAUCGGCUUUCAUUGGAAACACAAACCCAGGAAACCCUCUGCCACCACCAAAACUUUUUCAGCCUUCUCCUCCACCUCCUGCGCAGCUUCGUGCUCUGCCCAGUGCCAGCCUGUUCACUCCAACAACAACGACAAAAUAGACUGAAAAUCCCCCUCUUCGUGUGCUUUUACCAGGCUCUCAGUACUUGUUACUCUCUCAAAGACAAGUGUCGCCACAGGGCGUUCGGCCAACUUAAAAUGGGAAAAUGUUUUACUAUUUAUUUUUUUUGUGAACUGAUGGGGGGGAUGAAAACUUUGAUGGUACAGUACAACAAGAAGAGAGCCGUUUGCCAGGUUGGGAGAUCAAGACAAUAAAUUAAACAUCAGCUCAGCGAAGACACUGUCAAAAGACACAGAAGCUGAGGAAAUGUCUCUGGUACCACUACCAUCUGAAUGCUGGGCUCCCUCCACUUUCCCCUCCAACUGCACCCCCAUCCUCGCAAUUUUCGCCCCCACCCCCCGUGCUCAUCUCAGCACCAGUCCUGCCCGCUCCGACAACAAUGCUGCAGUGUGAAGAGAUAGAUGUGGCUCACUUUCUUUCCUCUCCUCCAUCUGCACUGCCCUGCUCACUGCUGGGACCUUAGUCAGCACAGUGGGGGAGAGCAGCAGAGAAACGGGUCACAAAUACCGGGACGCAUACAAACCCGUGCAUAAACAUGCACCAGGAAACAAAUAUGCACAUACUCUCUCUCAGACAUGCUCGCUCGGUCACACGCUGACGGAACACAAAGGUCGUCUUUGUGAGUCCACAAAAGUGUGUGCCAGUGGAUGAUGGUGAUGUGCGUUUGUGUGUGUGAUAAUUUGCUCACUGUUACAUCCCACCAUUGUCUAUCAGUGACCCCGUGUAUGUGGACUUUGCCAUGAAAGACUGUCAGUAUUUCUUCCACCAUUAACUGCCUUAUGAAAACCUCAUGAAACACUCAUUAGGCCAGUCGAACCAUUACUGUUAUUAUUAUUCAUUGCUAUUAUAGGUUUUUAGGCAAGAUGGCAGCUCCUACAGGUGAGGAGGCUUGAUCAUUUUCUAGGACUUUAUUUCUAUGACUAAUCCUGGGAUCCCUCUGUAUCCGUGUAAACCUAAGGAAAUAGUUUUUGAUGUUUUAUGACUUACCACGUGCACGGUGCUGGAUACCUGCCAUUGUGAUACAGAGUAACUGAACAAAAAAGCUGUGGUGAAACUGACCGGAAAUACUUAUGAAGUUUCACACAGCAAAGACUGGAAAAUAUGACACAGAAAGAAUUUUGAAGUCAAACGUAUUUUGGUCUCAGCGGGAGCACGGUGGUGCCUUGUUUGUUCUGUGGUUCAUUGUAGGACUGAGAGGUUGUUUUAACAGAGACAUCUGGUGGCCAUUUGUGCGGUCUGCGCUGAAAUUGCAGAGUUUUCAGCAACUCCCAACGAAACUUUGCGUCAACCAUGAGCAGCAUUUUCUAGCUUUUACUUUUGCACAGUUAAAUUAGAAGUUGAUGUUUUGAUCACAGCAAAUGCAAAAACACACAUUAAACCUUUUAGAAUAUUAAUUAUUCCAAAUUUCUUUGUCCACGAAUUUAGCACUAAUGAUUUGUUUUGGUAGCACUGGGAGUUUUAAUAAUGGCACCAUGGUUUGGAUAUUAAUGGUGCAAUCUGCAAGCUUAGAAAGUGAUAAAUUAACAUAUUGUCAGUUUGCUCGUUGGAACAAUUCUUUCUGAUACAAGUUGUAGUAAUCUUUCCACCAUUUAAUAUAUUUAUUGAUUAUGUUUAAAUUCACAAUAGUACCUCUAAUGGAGUGAUUGAUGUCUAAGUAUUUGAUCUGAGUUCAUGGUAACAUGACAGAAACUGGCUGAAUGCUCUUUCCAAGAAUGUCUUUUCUAAAACGUAGGAAUGGAUUUGUGAAACAAAACCCUCCCUGAUUGAAAUGUCACUGGUCGUACCCUGUUUCACUUUGUGUUGGCGAUGUGUUCUUUAGACCAGGAAACGGCACGUAUAUGCAGUAUGAAUGUGUGGUCAGAAUGAGCAGCUAUUUGAAUGAGCUAAUACUGAUAAUGAAGAUAUUUUUCUAUGUGUUUUGCUAAUGUACGUGUUGACUUAAUGAACUGACUGUGUGAAUGGGUUUGUACCCGAGGGAUAUCAUCCAUUGAUCCAUUUUAGUAUUGUGUGUGUGUGUGUGUGUGUGUGUGUGUAUGUGUGGAUGAAAGAGUGAGUGGCGUGUGUGUGUGUGUGUAUAUAUAGUUACAAAUAAAAGUAAAACCAAUAUGUCAGAUGUACUUUUGCAAAAGCUUGUUCAUUUUUUAUAGUUUAUAAUUAAUAAUAAAGACUAAUUGUACAUCAUUA